AUGCCUGCCCGACAUCUCUCUCCAUUAGCUUCAGGAAAUCCAUAUGAUCAAACGACUUAUACAGCAAAGGAUGCUCCUCAUCUACCAGCUCUGUUGGAGGGAGGAGGGGAUUUCCGGUGGUGGAAGCGUGCAGAUCCGUGGACGUCCAAUGGGCUCUCCUCUUUCCUCGGCGGAGUGGUUCAUCUCCCUCUCUCUUCUCCAGCGAACCCUAGAAGUCCACUGUCGUCGAGUUUGCUCUCUCCCCGAACGACGACUCCUGCGACUGCGGCCUGUCUGUCGCUUCUGCUACGGCUGCUAAUAGCCAAAUUGAAGGAAUCGACCGGGUGGGUACAUAACCGUGUUAUUGAACAGGUUAGGGUUGUGUAG
Messenger RNA from Linum trigynum, 366 nucleotides. The record is from the annotation of a GenBank genome assembly. Lineage: Eukaryota; Viridiplantae; Streptophyta; Magnoliopsida; Malpighiales; Linaceae.